AUGGCACCUCCAGAGAAAGUAGCAGGGUCGUAUCUUGGCCCAGCCACCGGCAGGCCAGAACCACCUUCUGCGCUGGACUUUAUCAAGCACCAGAUUUACGCUCCGGAGUACAGGGAAGGGAACUUGACCAUCGCCAAAGCCAUCGGCAUGUUCGCCGUCGGGGUGUUCUUUGUACGAUCGGGGUUCAGUUCGGUUCUCAUUCCAGCAUUAUAA
Messenger RNA from Dioszegia hungarica, 213 nucleotides. RefSeq lists its product as uncharacterized. Lineage: Eukaryota; Fungi; Basidiomycota; Tremellomycetes; Tremellales; Bulleribasidiaceae. The transcript is spliced from 2 exons. The record is from RefSeq and is a predicted model, not a curated record. Bases 1 to 213 code for a protein of 70 amino acids.